Messenger RNA from Aphanomyces astaci, 2278 nucleotides. RefSeq lists its product as hypothetical. Gene Ontology annotation, molecular function: metalloendopeptidase activity. Lineage: Eukaryota; Oomycota; Saprolegniomycetes; Saprolegniales; Verrucalvaceae. Gene Ontology annotation, biological process: proteolysis; peptide metabolic process. The record is from RefSeq and is a predicted model, not a curated record. The transcript is spliced from 11 exons. The coding region runs from base 105 to 2213 and encodes 702 amino acids.
GCCACUUUCACCAGAGUCGUUGACGAUUGAGCAACACUACUAGUACAACAUAAUUCAUUGCUGCCAUCGAUCGAUCCUAGAACUACAGCUAUACUACCGGUAGUAUGCUCAAUCCACUCACUCGGUGCGUGCAAGAGUACGCGUUGCCGCCGUUUGCUCAGCUCCGACCAGACGACUACGCCCCUGCCCUGCGCACUGCCAUGGAAGAACUCGCCACAGAUCUGGAAGCCAUAGAGGAGGACCUGGCGGACCCAGGCGCCGAUAUCUCAUGGGAAUCGUUGAUGGAUCGACUGGAGAUCAUCGACGAUCCAUUAGAUCGUCUGUGGGGAGUGGUCACCCACAUGUCCAUGGUAGCCAACGUGCCCGAGCUUCGAACGGUCCAGGCCGAGCUAGAGCCCGAAGUGCUGGCCGUUCAAGGCAAACGCGCCCAAAGCGUUGUGAUUUACAAAGCGAUGGUGGCCCUUCGGGACAGUUCCGACUGGAACUUGUUGACACCCGAACAACAGCGCAUUUUACACCGAUCAAUUCAAACUGCCACGCUCACUGGGGUGCAUCUCGUCGGCACCAACAAAGCACGAUUCAAUGCCAUCCACAAGCGUCUGUUGGAACUGAAAACCGCCACCAUGAACAACGUAUUUGACGCAUCCAAGGCAUAUUCGCACUGGAUCUAUGACAAACAGCAACUCGACGGCGUUCCCCACUCGACGCUGUCACACAUGGCUCUAAACGCCGCGCAGAGUGGCCACAGGGAUGCCACCGCUGAGAAGGGACCGUGGAAGGUGUCGCUCGAGGCGUCCGUGUACCAGUCGAUAUUGAAACAUUGCUCGAAUCGACACCUUCGACAAUACCUGUACCUAGCCAACAACACCAAAGCCAGCGUCCAUCCGUUCGAUAACCAGCCGCAUGUGGUGGAGAUGCUGCGUUUGCGACAGGAACAAGCCCAUCUACUUGGGUUUCCCACCUAUGCCGACUUGUGUGUAGCCGACAAAAUGGCGCCUUCCGUCGACGCUGUGACUGCUCUAUUGGAGGAAUUGCGAGUUCAGUGCUUUCCUAUCGCCCAAGCCGAGCGCCGGCAGCUGGAAACAUAUGCAGCUGCCCACAACCACCCGUUGCCGUUGGAGCCAUGGGACAUUUCGUAUUGGAUGGAGGCGCUAUGUAAAGAAACUUUCGACAUCAACGAUGAACUAGUCAAACCAUACUUUCCACUGCAACGAGUAUUGGACGGAUUGUUUGCCUUGGCGGCGCAGCUGUUUGAGAUUCGCAUCGAGGCAGCGGAUGGCUUGGAAGAAACGUGGCAUUCUGACGUUCGUUUCUUUCAAAUUCGAGCGAUGGACCAGCCUGACGAGCCUGUGAUGGCCCAAUUCUACUUGGAUUUGUUUGCGAGACCCGGUGACAAGGUGCACGUGGGGAUGCUGAACGUUGUCGCAAGCCGUAGCAGCGUAUUUUCGACCGAAAAGACCCCCGUGCGACUGCCAGUGUUGGCAUUGCUGCUGAACCAAUCUACCCCGACGGACGACCACCCGACUUUAAUGACAUUUACCGACGUCCACGCCCUGUUUCACAGUUUUGGCAUGGUGCUGCGGUUUGCUUUGACAGAUGCCAAGUACACGAUGACGUCGGGCGCAUUCAGCGUCGAAAGGGAUGCCGUGGACGUACCUGCGACGAUGUUUUCCUACUUUUGCACCCGCCGCGAGACGAUGGCGUUAAUAUCAGGGCACUACGUCACUGGCGAGCCGUUGCCAGACAAGUUAUUCGAGAGUAUGAUCGCCGCCAAGCAAUUCAUGGCUGCGACGACGUUGCUACAGCAAGUGCACUUUGCAGCCCUCGACUUGGCAUUGCAUCAACAAUCUGUGACACCGUCGUCGUCGUCCCUCUCGACUGUGCGCACUGCCGUCGCCAACAAGUUUGCAGUGUCGCAACUUUUAGCCAAUGAUCAAUAUGUGACCCAGUACAUUCACAUUUUCGACUUGCAUUAUGCAAGUGCCGUGUACGGGUACAAGUGGGCCGAAGUCCAAGCUUUGGAUGCAUAUACUUGCUUUACGGAAACCCAAGGCGACCAAACAGCGUGGAAUGCUACGGGAAGGCGGUUCCGACGGACGUUUCUCGCGAUGACUGGAGUGUGCCACCCGUCGCAAGUGUUCGAGUCGUUCUGUGGACGACAGCACAACACCGAUGCGAUGCUUCGACAUUAUGGCCUGAAGAUGUGCCCUUGAGUGCAGUAUACUAGUACUACGUAGUACUAUGAUGUACUCUUAAUCGUAUGUUGUACCACGUCGCA